AUGUUUGCCGUUGAAUCUGGAAUCGACCAGCGGAAACGGGCCCGUGAGGAGGAGGAACUCGCCAAUGGCAAUGGCUCGACAAGUUUUGGCGAGCACCGAAACAAACGAGUCCAGUGUCUCCCUCUUCGCACUUCGCCCCGAGCCUCGCAGCAAUGGCUCCCCUCGUCAGCCAUCACACCCCAAAGCUCCGACUCCGACGAGCACUACUCGCAACACAAUUUCUCGCAGUGGUCUUCGUCAACGGGAAUGCCACAGCCUCAAUCAUACGCCGACAUGGCUUUGAUGCAAGCCUCUCUCCAGCAGCAAGGUCAAUUCGGCCCCGAGUCUGACAACACCAACGGCCGUAUGCCGACUCCAAUUCAACCCAGCUUUGCUGCGCAGGUUAGAGGCCAGCAGUGCGAGUGGGCAGGACCUGGCCCGACUGUGACCACCAUGAACGGUGUUGUGAAUCUCGGUCAUCAGCCGACAGAUUUCACCGAUGAUCAGUGCGUCCCUCGUACCAUGGCUUCGGGUUGGCAAGCCGUCCAGAACAACCGACGCCUUCCCUCCCCCAUUUCAGAGUGCGACGACUCUAUGGGUGGCCAACCCAUCACACCCACCGUCAUGGAAUUUGACAUCAGCGCCCAGGGCAACCCCACGCCGGACAUGGAGCACCCCAACCUGCCUAUCGACUCUUCACCUUGCCACGAGAUGGAGCACCCUAAUGCGAUGAUGGACGUUGAGGCUCCUUCAGCUCAGUCAGGUGAUGCCGAGGGCGAUCCCACAACUCCUUCACCUCGGAGGAAUCACAUCCGCAACCGACACACAAUUAAUAAUUGGACGUGGCAACCCGGCAUGAAGAAGAGUUUCAGCAUAGGAUACCGAUCAGACUGCGAAAAGUGCCGUCUCAAGGUUCCUGGUCACUUCAACCACAUUAUCAUUGGCUAG
This is a messenger RNA of Fusarium vanettenii 77-13-4, 927 nucleotides long. RefSeq lists its product as uncharacterized. Bases 1 to 927 code for a protein of 308 amino acids. The transcript is spliced from 2 exons. Lineage: Eukaryota; Fungi; Ascomycota; Sordariomycetes; Hypocreales; Nectriaceae. The record is from RefSeq and is a predicted model, not a curated record.